Erythranthe guttata (spotted monkey flower) is the source of this 1499-nucleotide messenger RNA. RefSeq lists its product as hypothetical. The record is from RefSeq and is a predicted model, not a curated record. Lineage: Eukaryota; Viridiplantae; Streptophyta; Magnoliopsida; Lamiales; Phrymaceae.
UUGAAGGAGCUGUAACAAAAUAUCACAUUUUAGAAACAUCUGAAGAAAAGCAUAUUGAUCCAUCCAACAAACAGUGUACAACAAAUUGCUGACAAAUUUUCAACAAAUCCCUGGGUGUAAAAAACAAUUGUGAUGUAACAUACCCUAGGGCCGGCCCUGCAUCCAUCAACAAGAUCCUCCACGAAUUCCAUCGUAGAAUUGAUUGGCAUUGAAGCUGAUUUGCGAUGGAUUUCUGGCAGAGAGCAAGGACCUUCGCGGAGGAAGCGGCGAAGAAAUCGCAGGAGCUGACUCAGGGGCUCGGCUCGGCUAACUUCUCCGACGUCGUAUCGGAGGCUUCCAAGCGUUCCAUGGAGUUAGCCGCCGAGGCGUCCAAGUUUUCCAAGGAAUUCGCUUCAGAGGCUCUGAAGCGCGCCGAUCAGAUCUCGGCACAGAUUCCGCCGCCCGCCGUCGUCCUGAACAAUCUCGUCGAUGCCGCUCAGAAAGGCGGCAACGAGCCCGUUGACCUUGAGAUGUUCGGUAUUACGGACGAGUUGAGGGAGUUUGUCAAAGGGAUUACUCCCAAUACUUUCAGAGAUUUCCCUCUUGUAGAUGACUCAGAGGUAUCUGAUAUUCCUACACUUUCGAAUGUUAGACAGGAUCUCACCCAGUGGCAAGAAAAGCAUGCCAAGAUUGUUCUCUCAACUGUGAAGGAAAUCUCAAAGCUAAGGUAUCAGUUGUGUCCACGAGUGAUGAAAGAACGGAAGUUCUGGAGGAUCUAUUUCACUCUUGUUAACAGUCAUGUUGCACCAUACGAAAAGCGCUACACAGAAGAUGUAAAUCUCAAGGCAGCUGAAAACGUAAAAGAUACUGAGGUGAAGGGAAUUUCAUCAAGUGUGGGAACUGAAAAGGAAGACGAGAGUUCAAAAUCUAAAAAUAAUAAAUCGAAAUCAUCAGCUUCUGAGCAGGAUUUGGACGCAUUUCUUCUUGGAGACAUCGAGGACAGUGAUGAUGGUCCAGAUAACGAUAAAGAUGAUUUGGAUGAUGAAUUUGACAAUCUAUAGCUCGGUCCACACGAAGAUGAGAAACAUUAAACGCCAUAAAACACUCUACAAUAUCAUUGAUGCUUCUAGAAGAUUGCCGGUAAAGCACUUGUUUAGUGAAGACUACGAAUGAGGAAUCAAAACUGUGGCGAUACUUGUUAAGAAUAGUAAAUCCUAUCUUCUCUUGUUUGUUUUACUAAGAUGUCUCUCAUUGAUUCUUUUUUUUUCCCUCAGUUUUCUUCUGUUGUAUCAAAAUUGUUAGCAAUUGCUUGUUGAAUGUUAAGAAAGCGACAUAUCUUUUGAUGUUUUUGCCGCAUUACGGCCAUUUGCCCGAACGGUUGUCUGAUUUUCUUUAUUACAUGUGUGUGUCUAAUGAAACAUCUUUGAAAUAUGAUUAUUCACCACCAGAUACAUGGGGGGUAUGUAUUGAUUGAUGGAUUUCAAGCUUUAGGAUUUUAUAACAACAUUUCUGUUGAGCUU